UCAAUGAACUUGUUUUCGACAUAUGAAAGUUAACUUAAAAGCGUUUCUAACAGGCUCUAAUGCUGGCAUGUUUACUUUCUCUGUCAGAGGUGUGAUUAAAAAUUGUUGAAAAAUAAUUGGGCGUUGUCUGAUAGCAUUUGCAAGGAAAGAAAGUCAGGAAACGUCCAAGUGUGGAAAAUACAGUCUUGUUUUGUUGUUGAUGCUUUGUUUUUUCUUUUUGAGCCACAGAGUUUGUAGACGUAAAAUGAAAAUCCAAUCUUCAGAAAAAGGAAAUGAAAGUAUCUCGGAGAAGAACAAUUUGUGAACCUAGCCCAUAGAUGUGAUAAUACUGGAAAAUGAUUUCAAUUUGGUUAUCACUGAUGAAGAACGGAUUUUCUAUUAUUAUUAUUUCACGGUAUGCAUGACUGGUCGAUCACUUAGAAGUGUUUAUAUUACUGAACUCAGCGUCGUCAUUAUCAUUUCACGCAUGAUCUUAUCUUGAUCCUCUUUAGACGAUGUUUUGUUUUAACUAACAAGUCAAAAUAUGAUCUUAUUGUCUCAGAAAACAAACACUUCAUAUCCCACUGGAAUAGGACCAGAUGUGGACAACUUCACAUUCACAUGAAGCAAGUCCAUCUUCAAAGAUUUUCAGUUGCACUGUUGAAUAAAUUCAGUAGAAAAAGCCGGUUUGAACUAUACGUAAAGGUAGAAGAACAAGAGACAUUUCAUGAUGGUUUUCAUGAUCAAUUUAUGUGACGACGUGCACGCACCAUUUGCUACAUCAGUGACGACUGCAUGUCUCUCCUUACUGCUUUGUUGUAUUACAGUUCCAGGAAACAUUCUGAUCUGCAUUGCCAUUUUGAAAGAUCCUUAUCAGGAAUUAUCUAACUCAUUCAACUAUUUUGUCCUCCAACUGGCAUUUAGUGACGUCAUUGUCGGGAUUUUCACCGAACCAGCAUUCGUCGUUUGGCAUAUUCGGGAAGCCCUUGGCCACGGUGUCUCAGGAACGAUAUGGAUUGUUCACUUAACGUUUUUCAUCUCUUGUACAGCUUCACUUCUUAGUCUGACUGCUCUAACUCUUGACAGACAUUUAACAAUCGUGACUAUCAGAAGGAAAUUUUCCACUCGUUCAGUGGUUCUUAUCUGUGCGUUAAUAUGGUUUUUAUCUCUGACGAUACCUCUCGUUUAUUUCGCUACUGGGUUUUACUUGUUUGCGUUUAUAUUCGCAAAUACCGCAGUUAUCACCACAUUUGUGAUUGUCACAUUUUCUUACUGUCAGAUUCAUUACAAGCUAAGAGUUCAGGUGUCUCGUUGGCGUUCAUUUUGUCAAGACCGCAUCGUGUCAAAAGCCAUGGCCAUGGAAAAACAACUUACGCGGUCAUUUAGCUUGAUUUUAAUGUGUUUCAUUUUGUGUUUAAUACCAUCGUGUGUCAUGAUAUACAUGAUAAACCUUUGCAAUGAUUGUGACUGUAUACUUAUCCACUGGCUACGGGAUUUACAGUUCCUUCUGACAUUAGUCAACUGCUCGAUGAAUCAGUUUCUUUAUGCUUGGAGGAUGCCCAACUUUCGAAAGGCAGUAGCUGCUAUCGUUUGUGGUAGGUCAAGUGCACCUCAAAGUGACAUACCUUCAACGCCUCUUACACCAACACUAUCGAGCAAUCGGAGUAGCAGAAAUGAAACGCUGACAGAGGAGUUUACGUCAUCAAUAAGGUACAAGAACACCUCGUAUACUAGAGACGAUAUCGAUGAUGCAGCCAAUGGAAACCUUGUGGAACAGCUUGAAAAUUAUAGGUGCAUAACCUAUGUAUAGAACUACUCAGUUUUUCUCUUAAAUUGACAAUGAUAACCUUAUUAAGGGACCGAUCAUGAUUUGUUACCAAUAUCAUCACAUGAAACUCUGUGAUAUUUUAAUGAUCACCCUUCAUUGGCAGUUAAUUAGCACUCAAUUUUCUAUAUUCCCCUUAUGAAGAAACGGAACACGAAUCUCAGAACUGAACCUUACGAACCUUCAGAACUCAACACUGCGAACAUUAUAUUACUUUUUAAUUAGAGCCGAGCAUAAAACCGAAUACUGCUUAUCUUAUCAAAGGGCGUGUUUAUUUACACACGCAUAGCUUUCAUAUACCAGAAUUGAGUUAAAGCCUUCGAGAGAAGUUGUUUUCCUCGAGAACGGAUAGUUUCUUUUUGACGAGUUAAAAUCUUGGAAUCUUAUAAAUCUAAUUAUCGGAGGAUAUAGCAAAUAAAAACCCCAACACCCCCA
Pocillopora damicornis (cauliflower coral) is the source of this 2239-nucleotide messenger RNA. RefSeq lists its product as uncharacterized. The record is from RefSeq and is a predicted model, not a curated record. Gene Ontology annotation, biological process: G protein-coupled receptor signaling pathway. Gene Ontology annotation, cellular component: plasma membrane. NCBI's taxonomy places the organism in Eukaryota, Metazoa, Cnidaria, Anthozoa, Scleractinia, Pocilloporidae. Gene Ontology annotation, molecular function: G protein-coupled receptor activity.